Acanthosepion pharaonis is the source of this 1527-nucleotide messenger RNA. The record is from the annotation of a GenBank genome assembly. Lineage: Eukaryota; Metazoa; Mollusca; Cephalopoda; Sepiida; Sepiidae.
AUGGCGCCAACGCUUCUUUUUACAGCGAUUGUACAUUUUGACGUUUCUUAUUUCUUCGUCAUCAGCAAACACACACUUUGCUAUCUAUCUAUCUAUCUAUCUAUCUAUCUAUCUAUUCCGAACCAUACGCAUAUCUAUCUCAGUUUGUUCACAUCUAUCUUAGUAUGUUCACAUCUAUCUAUCUAUCUAUCUAUCUAUCUAUCUAUCUAUCUUAGAAUGUUCACUAUCUAUCUAUCUAUCUACCUAUCUAUCUAUCUAUCUAUCUAUAUAUAUAUAUAUAUAUAUAUAUAUAUAUAUAUACUAUAUCAGUAUUAUCACAUCUAUCUAUCUAUCUAUCUAUCUAUCUAUCUAUCUAUCUAUCUAUCUAUCUAUAUUAGUCGAUUUCAUGUUUUUGCUAUAAUCUCUAUCUAUCUAUCUAUCUAUCUAUCUAUCUAUCUCAGUCUGAUCAUAUCUAUCUAUCUAUCUAUCUAUCUCAGUAUGUCUAUCUGUUUUCUUUCUCUAUCGCUCUUUUCCUACCCUUUCCUCUCUCUCUCUUGUCCAAUGUUUCUCUAUCUCCCUUCCUCUAACUGUCCUAAUCUCUCUUUCUCUACCUUUCUCUAUUUGUACUUUUAUCUAUGUUGCCUUACCUUUUCCUAUCUCUCUUUCCCUAUCAUUCUCUAUCUCUCUUUUUCUACCUUUCCCUAUCUUUUUGCCACACAUUUCCCUAUCUCUCUUUCUCUAUUUCUCUUGUUGUACUUUCUCUAUCUCUUUUGCCCCUUUUCUACCUUUCCCUCUCACUCUCUCUCUCUCUCUUUUGCCCUACAUUUCCCUAUCUCUCUUUUUCUACCUUUCCUUCUCUCUCUUGCUCUACCUUUCCUCAUCUCUCUUUUUCUACAUUUCUCUAUCUCUCUAGUCCUACCUUUCCUUAUCUCACUUUUUCUACCUUUCCCUCUCUCUCUCUUGCUCUACCUUUCCCUCUCUCUCUUUUUCUACCCUUCACUCUCUCUUUUUUCUACAUUUCCCUCUCUCUCUCUUGCCUACAUUUCUUUAUCUCUCUUUUUCUACAUUUCCCUCUGUCUCUCUCUUGCCCUAUCUCUAUUUUUCUACCUUUCUUUCUCACUCUCUCUCUCUUGCCCUACAUUUCCCUAUCUCUAUUUUUCUACAUUUCCUUCUCUCUCUUUCUAUACCUUUCCUCAUUUUUCUUUUUCUACCUUUCUCUAUCUCUCUUGUCCGACCUUUCCUUAUCUCUGUUUUUCUACCUUUCCCUCGCUCUCUCUUUUUUCUACCUUUCCCUCGCUCUCUCUUUUAUCUACCUUUCCCUCUCUCUUUUUUCUACCUUUCCCUGACUCUCUUUUUCUACCUUUGCCUCUCUCUCUUGCUCUACCUUUCCCUCUCUCUCUCUUUUUUUACCUUUCCCUCUCUCUUUUUUCUACCUUUACCUCUCUCUCUCUCUUGCCUACAUUUCUUUAUCUUUCUUUUUCUACCUUUCCCUCUCUCUCUCUCUUGCCCUCCAUUUCCUUAUCUCUAUUUUUCUACCUUUCCUUCUAA